Messenger RNA from Sitophilus oryzae (rice weevil), 1573 nucleotides. RefSeq names its product cAMP-dependent protein kinase catalytic subunit beta-like. Gene Ontology annotation, cellular component: cAMP-dependent protein kinase complex; nucleus. The record is from RefSeq and is a predicted model, not a curated record. NCBI's taxonomy places the organism in Eukaryota, Metazoa, Arthropoda, Insecta, Coleoptera, Curculionidae. The transcript has 6 exons. Gene Ontology annotation, molecular function: ATP binding; cAMP-dependent protein kinase activity. The coding region runs from base 22 to 1191 and encodes 389 amino acids. Gene Ontology annotation, biological process: peptidyl-serine phosphorylation.
AUGUCAUUACAUUAAUUCUACAUGUUCAUUUAUAUUUAUAAUUUUAUAUUUAUUACACUUAAAAAAAGUUAUAUAAAAGAAGCAAUUCGCUCUGUUAUAAUGGACGAGAAAUUACAGAAACAUUAUGCAGCUUUCGACCAGUAUCUGCGCAGACAAAAACGUGAAUUCGAAGUGAAAAUCAACCAAGAAGUAAAACAAAAUUGUACGUUAAACGAUUAUGAAAUUAUUAGAAUGCUGGGAGCUGGUUCUUUCGGUAUGGUCGUACUCUGUAGGGACAAAAGAAAUAACAAAACUUAUGCGUUAAAGCUAAUGGAGAAAAUAAAUAUAGUGAAAACAAAGCAACUGGUGCACACAGCUGCCGAGAUAAAACUAAUGAAGAAUUUGAAUUUUACCUUCAUCGUUGAUAUGCAUGGAUUUUUCAUGGAUAAUGUUUAUGUAGGUAUUUGCAUGUCCUUCGCCAAUGCAGGAGACAUGUUCACCCAUCUGCGCGAAAUGAAAAAAUUCGACGAAACUUUGUCUAAGUUCUACGCAGCCCAAGUCAUUUUGGGGUUCGAGUAUUUUCAUUAUUUGGGAGUCGUAUACAGAGACCUGAAACCGGAGAACAUACUUGUCGAUAAUCAGGGCUAUUUAAAGAUAACCGAUUUAGGAUUUUGUAAGAAAAUCGAUAAUGCCCGGACUUAUACUUUAUGCGGCACACCGGAAUAUCUAGCGCCAGAAAUCAUUCUAAGUCAAGGUUAUAAUAAGUCGGUCGAUUGGUGGUCGAUGGGAGUGUUGAUCUUUGAAAUGGCCGCCGGAUUUGCUCCAUUUUACGCCAAGGAUCCGAUGAGGCUCUACGAAAAGAUUGUAUCCGGAAAAUACUCUUGCCCUGUACAUUUUUCGAAGUCUUUGAAGGAUCUGCUGUCUAAUAUGCUGGUAGUAGAUAGAUCCAAACGGUAUGGCCUGUUAAAAAAUGGUACAAAAGAUAUAAAAGGUCACGAGUGGUUCAAGAACGUGGAUUUCGAUCAAAUAAUCGGACGAAAAGUGGUUCCGACCUACCAGCCCAAAGUGGACGGUGAAACGGACACAAGAUAUUUCGACGUGCCUUCGAAAGCUGUCCAGAUUAAGAAGUUAUCCACCGAUCCGUACCAGGCUGAGUUUAUUAAAAUGUUCUCGGCACAACCUCCAGAGACCGAAAAAGAAACUACAAAAUAGUAUAAAUUAUUCUUUUUUGUGUUAAAUAAAUGUAUAUUUUGUGUUAUAAUAUGUAUAUUAUGUUUAUUUUUUUUUUGGCGAAGAAACGAAGCUGAACUCGAAAAAAAUAUGGCAUCAUUUAGUAAAAUUAACAAAUCAGCAGCUGCGGUACAUAGGAAACUUUUGAUGGCUUGUUCUUAUUACGGAAUCUAUGCUUAAUGCCUUCAGUCUCCCCUAUCUUUUUUAUAGUAGAUAAUGAUGCUGCAAUAGUCGCAAAUAAAGUUUUUUUUAUUCUUCAUGAAACUUAUAUCCUUCAGUUUUUAUCUCCCCACAGAUGGCAUGUUUUAUAUUAACUAUGUUUUAACUUAACACGUUAGAACCUAGACAUACAGGGCGGCGCAGG